This is a messenger RNA of Rubroshorea leprosula, 1779 nucleotides long. Lineage: Eukaryota; Viridiplantae; Streptophyta; Magnoliopsida; Malvales; Dipterocarpaceae. The record is from the annotation of a GenBank genome assembly.
ACCCACUCAUUUUCUCUCCGCAUUUUCCCACACUUUCCCUCGACCCAAACAGCCAAGAAACGACACCAUCAUCAGAAAAACUUCGCUAAAACCACUUCCAGAUAUGUCUUCUGAACUUCUAUGUCGGCAAUGCAGCAUCCAAUUUUCAUCCUUUUAGCUUUUCUACAGUGAUGACAUUCUCACUCCGCAGCACUAACUCACCCCAAAUAACUCUUGACCUCUUUUCCUUUCCACUUCACUGAUAUCAAACAAAUUACUGCAUUGAUAUUCUUCAUUUCAGUUCAGGGUUAACCCUAGAACCGUGAAUUCUGAAAGAUUAUAGCGUUGGGUCAUUUGGGAAUUUUGUUAAAAUUUUCAGUGCAGUCUGAAGCUAUAGAUUGGGAGCUUUUACGGGGAUUUUUGAGAUUGAAGAAGAAAUUGAGGGGAAAAUGUCGGGCCCACCCCGGGUCAGGUUAGUGAACAUAGCGACGGAGGUGGAGGCUAGGUCCGUUCUGGGUCCGGCAGGCAACAAGGCGCCGCGGAAACCGGCGCCAAAAUCGGUCAAGAAACCUGAAAAGCCGGUACAGGAAACUGGAGCUAAGGAAAAAGAAUUACAAAGUCCAAAAAGUCCAGCGCCGAAGCCUCAAUCAUCGUCCUUGACUUCAUCGAUUAUGAGGCAGCAACGGGAGGGGCGGGUGACUAACUUUUCGAUGAACGCUUCCUACUCUUCUGACGGAGCAUCUUCUUCGGGCUCUUCAUCGAGUGGAAGGGCGAGGGUAGGGCGGCGGAGCGGUGUUGUGGUAAGGAGAAAGCAAUGUGAGGGGGAAGUGGAGAAAGAUGAGUGUGGGAUGAAGGUGGAAAAGAGUCAGAGUGAAUUGGUGGACUCAGAUGGUUUUAUAGAGGGGAAGAAAAGGUGUGCCUGGGUCACACCAAAUACAGAUCUUUGUUAUGCUGCCUUUCACGAUGAAGAAUGGGGAAUUCCAGUUCAUGAUGACAAGAAACUUUUUGAAUUGCUGAGCCUGUCAGGUGCUUUGGCUGAACUUACAUGGCCUGCCAUUCUUAAUAAAAGGCAUAUAUUUAGGGAAAUCUUUUUGGAAUUUGAUCCCAGUGCUGUUUCCAAACUAAAUGUGAAAAAGAUAGCUGCUCCUGGAACUCCUGCCACCUCUCUGCUAUCAGAGCUAAAGAUUCGAGGCAUCAUUGAAAAUGCACGUCAAAUGUGCAAGGUGAUAGAUGAGUUUGGCUCAUUCGACAAGUACAUUUGGAACUUUGUAAACCAGAAGCCAAUAGUAAGUCAAUUCCGAUAUCCACGGCAGGUGCCAGUUAAGACUUCAAAAGCUGAAGUGAUUAGCAAAGACCUGGUAAGAAGGGGGUUCAGAAGCAUAGGGCCAACAGUUGUUUACUCUUUUAUGCAAGUGGCUGGUCUAACUAAUGACCACCUCAUUAGUUGCUUCAGAUUCCAUGAAUGCAUCAAAGGAUCAGAAGCUGGAGAAAAAGAUGAAAGCAAACCGAAGGCCGAGAAGAAAAAACCUGAGGAUACAACUGAUCUGGUAUAAGACCUGUGGUCUGUAGAUAUCUCGAGUUCCUUUGGACGUAGAUAUCUGUAUCGGGGUUUUUAGUGGAGGGGUUGCAACUUUAUCUGUUUAUUGGGAUUUUGAUACACAUUGCGUGGCUUGGUGGAUCGGUUGCAGGGGCUGGUUUGUGUAUAAAUGUUUUCCCAUGUUGAACGUAUCUAGAAGUAUUUUGCAUUUAUAUAUGUGAUUGACCAACGUGCAAGAUUCAUUCUCCAAACACAUUUAGUAG